Bradysia coprophila is the source of this 8590-nucleotide messenger RNA. It is a transcript of the gene chico, whose product is annotated as insulin receptor substrate 1 chico. Gene Ontology annotation, biological process: insulin receptor signaling pathway. Gene Ontology annotation, cellular component: plasma membrane; cytosol. The record is from RefSeq and is a predicted model, not a curated record. Gene Ontology annotation, molecular function: phosphatidylinositol 3-kinase binding; insulin receptor binding. Lineage: Eukaryota; Metazoa; Arthropoda; Insecta; Diptera; Sciaridae.
AAAGUAAAAUGGUCGGACUACGUACAUCAUUUUUCAUUCAGUGAAUUUACUUUUUAAUAAAAAUCAAAACAAUUCGGGAUAAUAAUAUCAGAAAAAGUGUUAAAACCGUGUCCAUCGAUUAUCAACAAAGACAAAUCGAUGACAGACAUCAAUGUUUAUCACUCGCAAUCAUAAAAGAUUUGUUAUUGUUUUCAUAUUGGUUUUGGUGUUGGAAAAAAGGUCAUUGAAUUUUGCGUAGUAAAUUUUUUCCUUUCGGAAUGGAUUUAGAUUUUUGUGUUUCAUUAAAAUAAAGUUUGUGUUGUUUGUGUGGUUGAUAAGUAACCGAAAAGCAGUUACAAAUCAACGGGAUUUUUAUGCUAUCAAAUAAAUGGAAAUCUAAAAUGUUGAAAAUUGAAAAUAUAAAAUACUUUUCCCCCGAUAAGAUAAAAUAAGGUUGUUUUGACGUCACAUUUAAAAAAAAUUAUGCGGAGUUUACUACGUUUUCGAAUUGAAUUGCGUAUAAUAUAAAAUUGUUGUUAGUGUUUUGACGAAAAGUAGAAGCAAAAAAAAAGUUGGAAGAAAAAACCGAAUAAAUAUCAAUUCAGUGAAAAUCCCCCCAAAAAAUAUUUAAUAUUUUGUAUCGACAGAUCGUUUCGAAAUAUAAAUAAAUCAAAAAAAAAAAUUUAUUUUGUGUCGAGAUAUUGUUUUUCGUCGAAUCUACAAAUUGUAUACACAUCCAAAAACGAACCGAACAUAAUGAUAUAAUGACCGAAAUUGUUAAUAGCAAAACAUAAGACGUAAUAACCGAAAAAAAAGGAUAAAACGUCGCCUGCACAUGCAAUAUUAAAUGGAACUUAAUGACAUUACCGUUUCAACAACGGAGUGCCACAAUGUCCUUUACCAAUAAAACAAUGACGGCCACCACAACCGUUAAAAAUGUGGUCAUUUCCGGAUAUUUGAAAAAACUGAAAACAAUGAAAAAGAAAUAUUUCGUGCUAUACAGUGAUGGUGAUAAGCCGGCACGGCUCGAAUAUUAUGAUACCGAAAAAAAGUUUCGGUCGCGUCAUGGUAAUCCGAAACGUACCAUUGUGUUAAAAAGUUGCUUUCAUAUCAGCAAACGAUUGGACACCAAGCACAAGUCGGUCAUUUCUCUGUAUACCAAAGAUGAUUGUUUCUGUAUCGUGUUCGAUGCGGAGAAUGAAAUGAAUACAUGGUUACAGUCACUAUUGUCACUGCAUCGAAUUGAAGAUACCGAAGGAGAUAGACCACGAACUCACAUUGAACAUGUCUGGCAAGUACAAGUGCAACGCCGUGGCAUCGCUGAAGAACGUGGUAUUAUCGGCAAUUAUCAUCUAUGUCUGUCAGAAAAGUCUCUAACGCUCGUCCGAACCGGCCAACCUAGAACAAUUACCGGCGAAAAUCGGACACCGAGCGUGGAAUUUUUACUAACAACAAUCAGAAGGUGUGGAGAUUCACAAUGCUAUUUUUACAUGGAAGUGGGAAGACAUAGUGUAAUUGGUCCGGGCGAAUUAUGGAUGGGAACCGAGGAUCCUCUUAUUGCUCAAAAUAUGCACACAACAAUUAUUGGCGCUAUGUCAGCAGUAACCAAACGCGAUGACUUCAAUCCAAUAACAAGGAAUCGGUCAUCAUCAGCGAACGAAGCAAGUCGUCCCAGCCAAAUGUUACAACGCCGACAAACGCAUGUCGGAACAAAACCGUUCAAUGUAUCAACGUCAGGAGAUGAAAAUUCGAUUGAAUCGACGACUAGUACGAUAAAGGCAGAUUUAGAUUCGCCAAUAAGUAUCCGAUACUUGGAGCAAUCGACAACGCUUCCACAGCAUCCGGCACCGGCUUCCGUGCAAACGUCAACUAAAAACACGACGAUAACGAUAAAAAAUUCGUUAAAUGCUUGUCAGGAUGAUUAUGUUUGCCAUGACGGUCCGAUAAUCGCCGUUGUUGCACCAUCAGUUAGUCAUCAUCGGGCUUUGUCAUUACCCAUUGCAACGACUACACAGACUCUUGGUAGUUCGUCGAAUAUUUUGCCCGCCGUGCCAAAUUACACAAACAAUAAUAGUGUGAGCAAAGGAGCGUUGGGACCGACGUGUUUCACUAUCCAACCCAUACAUCAACGUACACGAUCACUACCACUAACCGAAGAGACUGCUAUCCAACUGAACUCAUUAAAUUCGAACCCAUCACCCAGAUCGUCACGGGACAGCAUUUGUUCGAAAAGCAAUAAAUUGACCAAUGACCACCAUCAAAACAAUAAUCACAUCCAUAACAUAAAAUCGCAGUCCUCCAUGUCCAUCUCAUCCCAUCAGAACAAUGUUCUCAAUGAAACGGCUCUUGUCGAUAAUAGCAGAGCCAUGUGUACUUGCACUGUAACUGAGAAUCAAGACAAUCAUCCGAACAUACCAACUCUGAUGACGACUACGGCGGAAAACAGUCUGAAAAAUGACGAAAUAAAUAGCGGAGCUAUACAUUCGGUCACGUUCUACAAUACCAUUGACCCGUACGGUGGUCACAAUGACAAAUCGCCUGCUUUAAAAAAUAUUUUCAAUAAUAAAAUGUUCAUGGGUGGAUUCAUUCAGUCCUCUUAUGUAGGUGGUCUGUCAUUAGCAUUGCAAAGAGGUCGAUCAGGCAACAAUUGCGUGAGGAGCAUCGGUAGAGAGAGGUGUGACAGUUUACCGACAAGAAAUCGUACAAUUAGCGAUACUAUCCAUUCGAAUCAACAAAAUACUUCCAUGCCCCCGCCUCGUUCAAUACCAUUGGCUAAUCGUCCGCAUUCAAUGUACACGAAUCGACACAGUCACAGUCCACCCAUUCAUGGCACUCCACUCAGUCCGUCGGCUGGAUGUUCGGAAAGUGAUGGAUCAUCGCUGAGCAUCGAUGAAACUGAUGGACUGAGCAAUCCAAUUACUCCGGAUGAAGGGGGCAAUUGGAAGUUUUACAAUCAACGAUCAACCGGUUCAGUGAUUCCCGAAGAAAACCCCGAUGACUUUUUCUACGGUGAUAACAACAAACGAACGUCACCAGAUAUCACAAAACGAAAUGGUUCGUUGUCAUUGCCAAUUAGCCAAAUUAUUCGUAAGGGAAGUCCGGCGCCUCCUUUGAACUAUGACAUGUAUAGUCCUUGUGGAAGCUCGCCGGACCAUCAGGGAUAUAUGGUGAUGUCUCCUGGUGUUGAUUUGGGUGGUCGAAGCUUAUACACAAACAGUUCCGGAGCGCAUAGUCGUGCUUCAAGCCUUGCUGAAGAUACAGAAAAUGGGUGCUACGUUGACACAGACCAAGCCGAACAUUAUGUCGAUAUGGAACAGUCACGGAGACCUGUGGACGGAAUGAGUUCAGCUGCAUCGUCGUGCAGUAUAACAUCGGGAACCCCGUCAACAGACCUUCGGUUCGCCGAGUAUCAAUUGGAAAAAGUUGUUUCUCGAUUUACACCCGACGAGGAGGACACAAGCCUACUCUCCGAACGUCCUCUUCGUGCAUACUCCGUUGGUAGUAGAUUGGAGCACAACAAGCGAAAGCUUCGCGUCGAUUUACUCACUUCCGAGCACAGUGCUCGAGCGCGGGCAUUUUCAGUGGGCUCAAAGGCUAAAGUGGCUCGUUCCGAUUUAUAUCGCGGAACGGCACCUCAAACAGCUCCAUUGUCAAGUCUGACGCAACACGACGCAGCCAAUUUAACCAACAACAACGUAUACAAGUCAAACAAAUCAUCCAGUGCUCCGAUUCUGAUAAACAAAGGUCCUGCGUCGAUGCCAAUGGACGAUUUAAUGGAGAUCGAUUUUGCACCCCCUACACAAACACCGCCACAAACGCAGUCUCUACUGUCAACGCAGAAACCUCAAAAUAACGCCACCAAGAAAAUGUCGUUGCCGAUGCUAGUUCCAACCGUCAGAAAGUAUGAUGGACUUGAUCUGUUGCCAUCGUCAAAGCCCAGUGGCUACGUCGAAAUGAAACCGGCCAUCAACGAAUACGAACCGAUGUUUCCAGGCGCGCGUCAAGACUACAGUUACCUCGAUAUGAAACCUGUCGGCUCUGGCAGCAAUAAAGGCAGUUUCAAAACUCUGCUUAGCAUGUCCACGUCUCCAAUCAAAUCUCCAAAGACAAUGGGAUCGGUGAACCGAAACAACAAUUACAUGGACAUGUCAAUGUCGAGCCAACAAAGCCAACCCGUGGCCCAAUCACCCAGAGGCUCUAUGGAUGACUACCUGAACAUGAGUCCCACCACUCACACAAUGAACCAUCAACGUGUCAUGGACAUUGAAUUGCCGAAAACUUUAAGCGCCCCCGAAGGCUACAUGGAAAUGUUUUGGAACAAACCAUCCAGCACCACUGCCGGCGGAAUUAACAACAACAACAACAAUAACAACAACAACAUUUCCGAAAAACCCGUGUCUGACGAAUACAUUUACAUGAAUGCCGGCCGGCCUCAAUUGUACAAUGCAGCCGCACUCAAAAUUGAACCAAGACUCAGCUCACUGCCAAUCGAUAUCCAAUUAAGGAAAAAGAGUAAUAUUCCACUAACAUCAACAGCAACGCGAUGCGAUUCGAAGGAUAGCGGUAUUGUAACGCCGUCCGGAUCACAUCCAGCCAUGUUUCCGUUUAGUCCAAGUAGUCAAGCCUCAAUCGAUGAGAAUAAUUUACCUCGAAAGUGCCUCGUUGAUGGGACAACUGGAACUCUUCGCUUAUCCGAAGAAGAAGAAGAGCAGCCAGCAACAAUGUCAUUUACAAAAAACAUUAAAGUUUUAACCACAGAUGUGCCAAUGGAUACCUCAACAUGCCUGAUUCGUCCGCAGGUGGACGUUUUGAGCAAUGACUAUGCAGAUAUGACGCUUGGAGGAGGAGGAGUAGGGGACGGUGGUAGCAGUAACAGUUCAUCGAAAGCAACGAUCACCUCAACAAAUUUUGUCAAUCAUUCGAAACACAACUCGGAAUUAACAAAUACGCGCACAGAAAGAAGACCACUGUCCCGAACCACCAGUGUUGUAAAUUCAUCGACGGAAGGAGACUAUACAGUCAUGAAUCCUGCUGCACCCCGUAAGCUAUCAGCUCCGGCUCAACAACAAACAGUACCAAACGCAACGAAAAAAUCCGUUCCGGUUACGAUCGGAACCAACAGUUUGGACGCAUCGAAAGGAUUCAAACCGAUACCGUCGAACACCGAUGAAAUGCUGAUGCGAAUGCGAAUCAGUCCUACCGACCCAGUAAUUUCCAGACAGUCGGCCUUCAGUCGACAACUAUCGGAACGAGCGACUUCUAGUCAUAACUACGAAAUGUUACACAUCCGGAGUGAUACAAAUAUUUCAUAUCAAGCCCAAGCGGGCCGAGUAGCAACCACUCGACCGAAUUCCGUCAAUAGUGAAAAGAUUUCGAAAUCAUCAACCGCCUCAGCCUCAUUAACGCGACCCAAUUCCGUCAAUUGUGAUCGCCUACCCACUACAUCAACGUCUUCCUCAACGUCCACGUCGUCAUCGUCGUCAACAUUAUGCGGCAGCAAAUGUCAAAGUCCAUCUCCAAUGCAAGUCCAUCGACCGCAAUCGUUUUCCGAGGCCGAUUCGAACAGUAGCACUUGUGCGACGAAAACAUCACGACCGCCAUCGGUCAGCUCGGAGCGAGGACUGCACUAUGCAAGUCUGGAUCUGCCAGCAACCGACGGAAACAAAUCGUCCACUAAACUGAAGGUAGACAUUGGCGUUGCAACGAAUGCCACCGAUUCACAGCAGUCAUCGAAAUCCAACUCGGACGAUUCGACUAGUCCGAGCCCGAACGCGAAUAAUGUUCAGAUGGAACAGCCAAGCUUUACAUAUGCACAAAUUGAUUUUGCGAAGUGUGGUGAACGUGCAGAAACGAAUACUCAUAACUCACAGUAAUUGGCUGCGUGCAGCCAGCCAGACAUGGGGAAAACUAUUUGGUUUGUUUUACAUAUUUUUCUUGCAUCACAUUGAUGGAUGAUGCUGAUUGCGAACACAGGGAAUACAAGGAAUUACAAAGGCAAUUCUACUGAAGGCGCACCUUCUGUUUUGGUUUUAAUUUUUUUUUUCAAUUUACUGUAAAUAAUUGCACCCCUCUUUUCGUUAUAUACUUCUUUCUAUUGGCUAGCAUCGGAUAAGUGUUGGGUUUUUGAACACAAACUUUUUUUGUUUUUUUUUGUUUUUCACAUUUUUUUUUCUGUUCACUGGAGAUUUUUGUAUUUAAUGGGCAAUUUCUAUUAUUAAUUUCAUCGUCUGUUGCGCCUGAGGGCUUGUUGUUAUCAUCGUUCCGUUAUCCAUUUCAGGCGAUAUCUUGUGUUCAGAAAGUCAAUAAAAUUUUGAUUUCAUUUGACAGAAGUUUGAAUUUCACAAUGGGCAUAACUUCAGAUAACAGCUAUGACUAAAACUCUGCAAAUUUAUACGGGGUAGGGCUUCCGCAUUGAAUUCAGUGCAAAAGAAAUCAAUUCGAUCUUAUCUGCCCGAUCAACGAAACCUCACCGAUAAACACAAAUCCCCAACCUCCCCCAUUCCGCAUCGACAAGAAUAGUCGUUUCGUGACGGUUGUCUCCAUUGUACUAUAUUGCUCAAGGCGUACUGUUUUCAUAAAUCAUAACAGCUGACUAGCCGUCGAUACCAGUGAGACCGGAUGUUGUAGAUGGUUCAUUUUCCAUGUAUCAAAGCCGCUUGUGAAUAUUUUAAUGCGUAACAUUAAUACCAAGCGUACAUCUGCGUCCAUUUACUAAUUGUUUAAUUGAUUUGAGUAAUUAACGUUCCUAUGAAUGCCCAGUUAUUUACCCAUCAUAUAUGAUUAAAUUGCAACAUUUUCCUUGAUUUUUAUUUUUAUUUUUGGAGGAGCGUAAGCUAAGAAUUUUUUGAUUUUGUUAAUUGUCAGGAUUACUCUGACUGGAAGACCCAUUUCGAGCAAAAAUUUACAGUCGAUGCAAUGCUAAAUCAUCGAGUACUAUUCAAAUAUUGCUCUUGCUAGGCAUAUUUUUGGAAAUUUAUUUCCUUAAAAUUCGUAAAAAUUCCAUAAAUUUCAGAAUUUUCAGGAAUUUUUAAGAAUUAAAUUCCUAAACGUAGGCACCGCUCUUGUGGAAUAUGUGGAUAGCGUUAAAUACGUUGACUAGUGAUAUCUACAAGAUUUUCGUCGACACUAAAUCUUAUAUUCGAAUGUAGGGCCUACGAGAGUGACAGCUUUCGUGAAAUCAUUGUGAAAUCAUUUUCUUCGAAUUUUCUUCAUUUCAUCGAUUUCGAUAAAUAUUCAAAAAAAAUCGAGUAAAUGAUCAAUCAAUUUCGAUGUGCUGAUCUAGCAACAGCUGAUUUUGUAUCAGCUGGUGAACAUUGUUUACUUUGCGUUUAUUUUGCUGGGAGUGGCAGGAAUCGUUAAUAAUUUGUACGAUUGGUACAAUGACACAUUUAAAAAAAAAAUGAAAAUCGAACUUCCAUCCAAGUAAUGUGGCAAAUGUGCCAUGUCUAGGUCAGGAAUAGUCAAAAGUGGUCAAAAUGGUUUAUUGUUAUUUUUAUGCUAACUAAGCUGUAUUUCUUAUUGUUUUCUUGUGACGAAACUUAUUCAUAUUUACAGGGUAAAUAGUGUAACCUUAUGUACCUUAUGUAACCAAUGUAAAGAAAGUUUUACGUAAAAUAAUACCGGAAAAGAGUAGAACAUUAAAUUCUUUUGGACUUGCCGUCUUUAAAAAUUCAGACUUAAAACGUUCAUAUUAUCCAUUUACUGAUCAGAACAAUCUUCGGAAGUUUAUUUUUUUUUUAAUGCGAGAUUCUACCCAUUGUUAAUGAUGAGCCACUUUUCAAAUUAUUAACGAUUCCCGCAACUCCUAGCAAAGUAGACGCAAAGUAAACAAUGUUCACCAGCUAAUACAAAGCCAGCUGUUGCUAGAUCGGCACACCGAAAUUAUUUAAUCAUUGUAUUUCGGAUAAUUUACAGAAAUUUGUUCUCAAAAGUAGGUCCUGAUCUACUGUAUUAACUCAAUCAAUACAACUAUUAGUGUUACUUGUAGCCCAAAUUUUUUAUAUUUUAUAUUAUAUAUUUUUUUUUGUGAUCAAGAUAGAGAGAGUCGUUGUUUUGUUGUUUUAUUUUUUGUUUUAAAUAUUUUGCUUUUAAAAUCACUGAUCACUCAGACUAUAAACCAGUUUAAUUUUCGUGUUUUUUGUUUUAAGAGAAUGUGUUUACGCAAACGGUGGGGCAUAUUAAAACAAAUUCUAUUUAGCUAAUUUAAAAAAAAAAAAAAAAUUAAAUUCUAUUUUCUGUCUUUAAAUAAAAAGAAUUUUAAAUUAAAAGAAAAAUAUUUUCUGGAAUAUUUUGUAUAUUCCAUAGGAUGAAUAUACACACAACUAAAAUGAACGAAGAAAGAGAAGGUAAAGAAAAGAGUUAAAUAAUAAAGAAAACAAAAAUGUAAGAAAAAUUAACUAUUAAAAACUAAAGUUACACAUUUUUUAUAUUUAUAAUUUCAAUUUAGACGUAAAAUACAGAGAGUGUAUGUACCACAAGAAAACUAUAGAUAAGAAAAAUUAUAUUAUAUAUUGAAGAAAGAAAACAAACACACAGAAGGAAAUAAAAAAGUAAAAUGAAACAACACGCAAAGUCAUGCGCAAAACAUGAAUAAAGUUAAAUUAAAAUAGAA